Molecule: messenger RNA, 1029 nt
Organism: Pimephales promelas (fathead minnow)
Lineage: Eukaryota; Metazoa; Chordata; Actinopteri; Cypriniformes; Leuciscidae
Gene: cart4
Product: cocaine- and amphetamine-regulated transcript 4
Biological process (GO): adult feeding behavior; positive regulation of MAPK cascade; negative regulation of appetite
Molecular function (GO): neuropeptide hormone activity
Source: RefSeq, a predicted model, not a curated record
CCAGUAACCUGAAGCUAUAGCAAGCGGCAGCCAGAGCACAAGAGCAGAGGAAAACUUUCAACGCUGGUUUCGCUGAAGCAGAAAGUAUAAGAGAAUUUUUCUGAACUUUAAAUCCUCAGCUUUGACUCGCGCAUUCAGCACCAUGGACAGCGUCCGCGCGGUCGUUUACCUGGGCGUUCUCCUCGCGCUGCUGUGCGUCUGCAGGGGUCAGAUGUCACUGGACAACCGCCUGACCACACAAGAGGAGCAGUUCAUCACACGAGACCUGACUGAGGCGCUCGAUGAACUUUUGGAUGGAGAUCAGGACAAUCGGAUAUCUGUGGAGAAAAAAGCUAGCGUGAUUCCGAGGUGUGAUGUUGGCGAGCGCUGCGCGAUGAAGCACGGCCCGCGCAUCGGGAGACUCUGCGACUGUCUGCGAGGAACAGCCUGCAAUAGUUUCUUCUUGCGCUGCUACUGAUAUCCUCCAGCAUCUCUCUUCUCUCUCAGGCUCUGUGCGAGGAAGCUCGUGACAGCCACGCGUGGGAAACCUCGUCUGUUUAAGUUUAAUUGGCAUGGGUGAUGUUGAUGUAUUAAAGCUGUAUUUUGUUCGUAGGCUACUCUAAACUAGAUGUGUAUGUUUAAACGUGUUUAUUUAUUUAUUUUGUUAAUGUCUUUAUGGCUCAUUCAUUCUGUAUAGGCUAUUGUUUUUGAAACGUAGGCUGUGUUCUGUUGAAUUUAUCAUUUAAAUAUGUUUAAUAUAGGCUAUGUUUAAUAAAAACGUUUUGAAACACUGUUAGAACAAGAUCUGGUAAAUGUUAGGCUAUAUUUCAUGAUCAACAAGUGUACAUAGGCUAUUAACAACUGACAUUCUGACCGUUUAUUUGAAUCGCAUGAAUCUUUGAAUUAGGGUUUCAUAAAUGCAUGAUAGAAUUUAUGUCAGUAAUUUUCGGGCCGCAUGAGAUUAUUCUCGCGCAAUGUCUUCUGACAGUUAGAAUAGCGGCAGCGUUGUGUGAUUAUAUUUGUGAUAUAGCCUAAAUAUGACAAAAAUGC